AUGGUGCCCGAGGCAGGACAGGCCAAAGCUACCUCGGCCCCUUCAGCAGGAGUCUGGGGCCCCACACCACUGAUGUACCUCAAGUUCAACGAGCAGUACGUGCCCCACGACCCCAUCAUGUCUGGCUGCCUUCCCAGCAACUCCUGGAUCACCGAUGAUGCCACCCACUGGGCCAUGAAUGCGCCCACGGUGCCCAAGCCAACCAAGCUGGGGGUGGUAGGCUGGGCUUUCGGCUUCAGGGAGCUCCUGGGCGACCCGCUGGGCCGUUGCCAGCUCAUGGAGUUUCUCAAGAAGGAGUUCAGCGCCGAGAACCUGAUCUUCUGGGAGGCCUGCGAGGAACUGCGCUAUGGCGAGCAGGCCAGGAUGGCCGAGACCGUGGACUCGGUGUACCGGCAGUUCCUUGCCCCCGGGGCCACGCGCUGGGUGAAUAUCGACAGUCGCACGAUGGAGAGAACCCUAGAAGGAAUCCAGCGCCCGCAUCGCUACGUCAUGGAUGAUGCUCAGAUGCACAUUUACAUGCUCAUGAAAAAGGACUCGUACCCCAGGUUCCUCAAGUCUGAGAUGUACAAGACCCUCCUGGCCGAUGCCAUCAUCCCCCCGGAGGCAAAGAAAUGAGUAUUCCCAUUUAUGAGGAAACCAUGUCAUUCCAGCCCCAGCCCGGCUCCAUUCCUGCCCACGGGGGAGCAGGACAGCAGGAGCGAGGGCCCUGCCGCUCCACUCAAUGCACAGAAGGAGAGUUAA
Molecule: messenger RNA, 741 nt
Organism: Tachyglossus aculeatus (Australian echidna)
Lineage: Eukaryota; Metazoa; Chordata; Mammalia; Monotremata; Tachyglossidae
Gene: RGS11
Product: regulator of G protein signaling 11
Exons: 9
Biological process (GO): regulation of G protein-coupled receptor signaling pathway; G protein-coupled receptor signaling pathway
Source: RefSeq, a predicted model, not a curated record